Felis catus (domestic cat) is the source of this 5500-nucleotide messenger RNA. RefSeq names its product integrin subunit beta 3 (gene ITGB3). Gene Ontology annotation, cellular component: focal adhesion; cell surface; integrin complex. Bases 87 to 2441 code for a protein of 784 amino acids. NCBI's taxonomy places the organism in Eukaryota, Metazoa, Chordata, Mammalia, Carnivora, Felidae. Gene Ontology annotation, biological process: cell-matrix adhesion; integrin-mediated signaling pathway; cell migration. The transcript has 15 exons. Gene Ontology annotation, molecular function: integrin binding; fibronectin binding; fibrinogen binding. The record is from RefSeq and is a predicted model, not a curated record.
UCCCCUCCCCUCCCGCUGCGGGAAAAGUGGCCGCGGGCGCCGCUACUCGCUGUGGGGCGGGCGCGGCGGCGGCGGCGGCGGACGAGAUGCGAGCGCGGCCGCUCUGGGCCGCCGUGCUGGUGCUGGGGGCGCUGGCGGGCGUCGGUGUCGGAGUGUCCAACAUCUGUACCACACGAGGCAUCCACUCCUGCCAGGAGUGUCUGGCUGUGAGUCCUGCGUGUGCCUGGUGCUCAGAUGAGGCCCUCCCUCUGGGCUCGCCCCGCUGUAACCUGAAAGAGAAUCUGCUGAAGGAUAACUGUGCGUUGGAGUCCGUCGAGUUCCCCGUCAGUGAGGCCCGCAUCUUAGAGGCCAGGCCCCUCAGCGACAAGGGCUCUGGAGACAGCUCCCAGAUUACUCAAGUCAGCCCCCAGAGGAUUGCGCUCCGGCUCCGGCCAGAUGAUUCGAAGAUUUUCUCCGUCCGAGUCCGGCAGGUGGAGGAUUACCCUGUGGACAUCUACUACUUGAUGGACCUGUCUUACUCCAUGAAGGAUGAUCUGUGGAGCAUCCAGAACCUGGGCACCAAGCUGGCCUCCCAGAUGCGCAAGCUCACCAGUAACUUGCGGAUUGGCUUUGGGGCUUUUGUGGACAAGCCUGUGUCACCAUACAUGUACAUCUCCCCUCCAGAGGCCCUCAAAAACCCCUGCUAUGAUAUGAAGAACACCUGCUUGCCUAUGUUUGGCUACAAACAUGUGCUGACACUAACUGACCAGGUGACCCGCUUCAAUGAGGAAGUGAAGAAGCAGAGUGUGUCGCGGAACCGAGAUGCCCCAGAGGGUGGCUUUGAUGCCAUCAUGCAGGCUACAGUCUGUGAUGAGAAGAUUGGCUGGAGGAAUGAUGCCUCCCACUUGCUGGUGUUUACCACUGAUGCCAAGACCCAUAUUGCGCUGGAUGGAAGGCUGGCAGGCAUUGUCCAGCCCAAUGAUGGGCAGUGCCACGUUGGCAGUGACAACCAUUACUCUGCCUCCACUACCAUGGAUUAUCCCUCUCUGGGGCUGAUGACCGAGAAGCUAUCCCAGAAAAACAUCAAUUUGAUCUUUGCUGUAACGGAAAAUGUAGUCAGUCUCUACCAGAACUAUAGCGAGCUCAUCCCAGGGACGACAGUGGGGGUUCUGUCUGCCAAUUCCAGCAACGUCCUUCAGCUCAUUGUUGAUGCUUAUGGGAAAAUCCGCUCUAAAGUAGAGCUGGAAGUGCGGGACCUCCCCGAGGAGCUGUCUCUAUCCUUCAACGCCACCUGUCUCAACAACGAGGUCAUCCCUGGCCUCAAGUCUUGUGUCGGACUCAAGAUUGGAGACACGGUGAGCUUCAGCAUUGAGGCCAAGGUGCGAGGCUGCCCGCAGGAGAGGGAGAAGUCCUUCACCAUCAAGCCUGUAGGCUUCAAAGACAGCCUCACCGUUCAGGUCACCUUCGACUGUGACUGUGCGUGCCAGGCCCAUGCUGAGCCUUACAGCCGCCGCUGCAACAAUGGCAACGGGACCUUUGAGUGUGGGGUGUGCCGCUGCGGGCCCGGGUGGCUGGGGUCCCAGUGCGAGUGCUCCGAAGAGGACUACCGCCCCUCGCAGCAGGAAGAGUGCAGCCCCCAGGAGGGCCAGCCCGCCUGCAGCCAGCGGGGCGAGUGCCUGUGUGGCCAGUGCGUCUGCCACAGCAGUGACUUUGGCAAGAUCACGGGCAAGUACUGCGAGUGUGAUGACUUCUCCUGCGUCCGCUAUAAGGGGGAGAUGUGCUCAGGUCACGGCCAGUGCAGCUGUGGGGACUGUCUGUGUGACUCCGACUGGACCGGCUUCUACUGCAACUGCACCACGCGCACCGACACCUGCAUGUCCAGCAACGGGCUGCUGUGCAGCGGCCGGGGCAAGUGUGAGUGCGGCAGCUGCGUGUGCAUCCAGCUCGGCUCCUACGGGGACACCUGUGAGAAGUGCCCCACCUGCCCUGACACCUGCACCUUUAAGAAGGAGUGUGUGGAGUGUAAGAAAUUUGACCGGGGAGACCUACGUAAAGAAAAUACCUGCAGCCGUUACUGUCGUGAUGAGAUUGAGUCUGUGAAGGAGCUCAAGGAUACUGGCAAGGAUGCAGUGAACUGCACGUACAAGAAUGAAGAUGACUGUGUUGUCAGAUUCCAGUACUAUGAAGACUCCAGUGGAAAGUCCAUUCUCUAUGUGGUAGAGGAGCCAGAGUGUCCCAAGGGUCCUGACAUCCUGGUGGUCCUACUCUCAGUGAUGGGGGCCAUUUUGCUCAUCGGCCUUGCUACUCUGCUCAUCUGGAAGCUCCUCAUCACCAUCCAUGACCGGAAGGAGUUUGCUAAAUUUGAGGAAGAGCGAGCCAGAGCAAAAUGGGACACAGCCAACAACCCACUGUAUAAAGAGGCCACAUCCACCUUCACCAACAUCACCUACCGGGGCACUUAAUGACAAGCAGUCAUCCUCAGUUCACUGUCAGGCUGUCCCAGAAUUGUGGACACAUCUGCUGUCAUGUUUACAGGGAAUGAAAUCUGUGGGGCAGGAUCGGGGGCUGGGAGUGGGGUGGGUUCCAAGAAUGUCAGUAUGUGGAGGUGUGGGUCUCUGUGCGUGUGUACGCGUGAGUGUGCUGCAUGUGGGGGAGUGUGUAAUUUAAAACUUGAGGUGUGUCCAGACACGUGGAGCUCCUCAGCCUUUGUCCGCAGAAUGCCUCCUUCAGGGAUCCUUCCUGCUUAACCUUAGGGUGACCCACGUAGCUGAGCAGGUACUGUUCAUUACCUCAGUGAGAAGCCAGCUUUCCUUUUCCGGCCAUUUCUCCCGAAGAGAAGGGCAGGGCUGAGCCUCUCAUUCCAGAGGAAGGGGCCUUGACUCUGCCUUGAGUUUACGGUUCUUGGGUCCGACGCUCAGCAGCUCUGAUAGCAAAUGCUGGGCUCUGCAGCCUUGUUGUGUCAUCUGGACUUUGAUUUCCUUUGCCUUCCCUCAGGCUGAAGGAGAAAUCAGAAGCAAGCGGAGCCAUCGGAGUUGCCUGUCUUUUGCUAUCCCCUCAAUCUAGUAUGGUUCUCUCACAAGGGGAGCCCUUGCCAGCAAUCCUGUUGGGAGUGAGGAUGGGAAGGCCACUCAGGGGUCAUGCAUGGCCUGGAUGAAUGUGCCAGAGUCCCCCAGUUCAUAAUCAUCACCCUUCAGAUUUGUCUCCUUGGCACCCCACCCUAGAAGUUCGAUUGGAGGACGCGUGUUACCCUUAGACCAGCAUCACCUCUUUACCUUCUACGUCCACACUCUCACUGCUGUAGACAUUUGCUACAUACUGGGAAUUUCUUUCAUGACCGGACGCUUUUCCUCCCAGGGAGAGUGCUGUGAUGAGAGCCAGAGAUCUGGCCCCACCCUUCAGGCCCUCUGCCCCUUGUCCAAGGCACCCCCCCGCCCCUACACCCAAUCUGGUGCUUCUGUGUGCUACAUCCAUCCAUGGGGCUGAUUGCACUUAUCUACCUCUUGGCUGUCUUGUGAAGGAAUCAUUCCCAUGGGUCUCUGAGUCUGCUGGGCAUAUGUGCCACAUUUAGAAUGAUGGGCCAGUUGGAUCAGCGUGUGUGGCCUAUUCUCCUAUGGGCUGGGCAACCUCAUUUUAACUCAGUCUUUAAUCUGAGAGGCCACAAGUGCAGUUUUAUUUUAUUUUUCUCAUUGGGUCACCUGAAACCAUGAUGAGGCUUGCUUAAUCUAAAGGAAUACGUACAGAAACACAUUUGCAUUCUAUUUUGUAGUUUUAUUUGAGGAGGAGGAGCAUAUUUAAAACAACAACAACAACAACAACCCCACACAGACUUGGGAUGGAUACAGACCCUCCCACUUGGCAUCAUUCAUAGGGAGUUGCUGCCCAUUUGCUGGAUCUGUAGGGGCUCUCUCAUCCUGGGAGCCUCUGGGGAUGGCCCCACGGGCAUGCUGGGCCAUUUCUGAGCAGGAGGGGUACAAGUGGUUCUUUUCUCCUAGCAGUUGCUUCCUUGGUGUUCACAUUGGUCUAAACAUUAACAACCACCCUCACCCCCCAUUCAUCAAGAAAAAGGAAAGAGCUAUAGACAGUGGUCUGACGAUCAGAAAAUGUAAGUCCUGGCCUCAUUGUUGCAGCUGAGGAAGCUUUACCCUUAAUUAAGGCCAGCCUCUCUUCCUUCCCUUCGGGGCUCAGUUUUCUAGUUUGAAAAAUGAUAGUUUGGGCCAGCCAGUCUGGAAGGUGUCUUUCAAUAUCGAUAAUCUGAGAUGCUGGGACUUACUGUGGCAUCCGACAUACAGUCAAGAUUCCGUGAGAUGUUGAUACUACUUUUUUUGUUGUUAAGUUGGGAGAUCUGAGAGACCGGCUUUUGCAAGAGCGGAUGUCAUUCCACAUCACCUUUCUCAAUGAAAAAGCCUCAUUCUGGCCUCUCUUAGAGCCCCUUCUCCGAUGUUUGUUAGCAGUCACAUUUCCUAAUGUAGCACUCAAGCUCCACUCAGUUUAUUAUUCCUUAGCUCACUUUGCACACGUUUGCAUCCACAUAUAAGGGAGAGGAAUCCAUUAAGAAGUAGCUGAAAUGUGUAUUCUGUGUUCGUGUGUUAACACUGAGAAUAAGCCUUGGAAUUAGGAGUAGGGCAAAUGACUGAGCCUUGUCUCACCCAUGGAUUACUCUUUACUGAAAGGGAUGGUAGUACAGUAGAGGGGUAAAUGGGGGAGGGGAGGGUUGAUAAUGAAUCCAAGAAGUUUAGAACCUAACUAUACCCUCUGGCUACUGAGACAAGAGUCCAUUAAAGCAGUAGUUGGACCUUUUCUUUAGAUAAGAUGGUUUAUAUGAAGACACUAUAUCAAAGGAGGAAGAACAUAUAUUUAAAGGAUGAAAAAAUCAGUAGGACUCUUCUCUGAGCUUCUGGAAGGAGACUCCUAGGCUUUAAAAAGGCGCCGGGUGGUCCAGUUAGGUGUUUGACUUUGGCUGAGGUCAUGAACUCGCAUUUUGUGAGUUCCAGCCCCACAUCAGUCUCUGUGCUGACAGCUCAGAGCCUGGAGCCUGCUUCGGAUUCUGUGUCUCCCUCUCUCUCUGUUCCUCCUCUGUUCACGCUCUCUCAAAAAUAAAUGAAGAUUAAGAAAAAAAAAAAAGACCAAUACUCUUUGUAUGCGGGGAGAACCUGUAGCUGUGUUCGCGAGACAGCAAAUGGCAGUCAGUUUGGGCAUCACGUAGGGUGAACAUCUAAAUAGUAUUUUGGUAUCAGCACAGCCCAAAGAAGUUAUUUAUUUGUGCUCAGCUCAUCUGGAGAGAACUUAUGUUCAGUCUCAGGGUGUGUGGAUAGUAAUGGGAAGCUUGGGAUGCUCCUGACAAGUUGUCACUUAACGAAUCCCAUCUUUCUCUCUCAGAUAUUCCUAGACCAUCCAUGAUUUCAAGAUCCUUCUCUUUGUUAGGUAUUCCUGGUUGAAAUGACUUAAGUGCCUUCCUGACUUCCUAACCACCCCCUCUGUUUGAAUUGUGCAACAGUAAAUUAAAUGUGCUUUCCAAAAAGAA